Molecule: messenger RNA, 1920 nt
Organism: Zootoca vivipara (common lizard)
Lineage: Eukaryota; Metazoa; Chordata; Lepidosauria; Squamata; Lacertidae
Gene: QDPR
Product: quinoid dihydropteridine reductase
Biological process (GO): L-phenylalanine catabolic process; tetrahydrobiopterin biosynthetic process
Cellular component (GO): cytoplasm
Molecular function (GO): NADH binding; NADPH binding; 6,7-dihydropteridine reductase activity
Source: RefSeq, a predicted model, not a curated record
UGCGGCUGCUCGCCGAUCCCGGGUCGGAGGCGAAAGGCGGCUGCAGGCGAGGCUGAGAGAUGGCGGCGGCGGCGGCGGAAGCGCGCCGGGUCCUCGUGUAUGGCGGCCAGGGCGCCCUGGGCUCCCAAUGCGUGCGCUACUUCCGAGGGAAGAACUGGUGGGUGGCCAGCAUUGACUUGGGAGAAAACGAUGAAGCGAGUGCCAAUGUUGUUGUGAAAAUGAGCGAUUCCUUCGUUGAACAAGCAGAUCAGGUGACAGAAGAUGUUGGAAAACUCCUGGGCGAAGAAAAAGUCGAUGCUAUACUUUGUGUUGCCGGUGGAUGGGCUGGAGGCAGCGCGAAAGCAAAAUCUUUAUACAAAAAUACUGACCUGAUGUGGAAACAAAGUGUUUGGACGUCAACGAUCUCUAGCCAUUUGGCCACCAAGCACCUGAAGGAAGGGGGCUUGUUGACCCUAACAGGGGCCAAAGCGGCAUUAGCUGGAACUCCAGGAAUGAUAGGCUAUGGCAUGGCCAAAGGAGCAGUCCACCAGCUUUGCCAGAGCCUCUCGGGUACAAACAGUGGGUUGCCACCAGGGUCUGCUGCGGUUGCCAUUCUCCCUGUUACCUUGGAUACACCAAUGAACAGGAAAUCUAUGCCUGAUGCGGAUGUUGGCUCCUGGACACCGUUAGAUUUCAUUGCCGAAACCUUUUAUGACUGGAUCACUGGGAAAAACCGUCCAUGUUCUGGGAGUCUGAUCCAGGUUGUAACCACAGGAGGAAAGACGGAGCUGUCUGCUUCUCAUCUCUGAGCGGUCAUAAGUGCAAACAGCAGUGAAGUUGAGAUGCAAAGUGUGUAGUUUGUGUGGUCUUCUCUUUCUGCCAGUUAAAUGGUCUUAUUUGUCGAGCAAGACCUGAGGUCCUAUUUGUGUUGCUUGAUGUUAGCCAGGUGCACUUAAAAAUUAUCCAAAGGUACAAAGCGUCUUAUGAAUCAGGGCUGUGAAUUUCAAGAUUCACUAAUGGCCUCACUGCAGCAUUUUCUACAGAAUUAUGCCGAGUCUCAAGAAAAGCAAACAGUUGAGCCGUAAAACUGUGUUUUAAUUCUAUGAAAUGCAUAUAUGUCACUGUUGUGGAAGUUCUACCGCCUUGGGGUUUCCGCCCCACACUUUGAGUUGUCAUUGUGAAUGCUGCCUGGGUAGUCAUUACCUCAGGUGUAAAAUUAUGAACUGUCACAUUAAGACAGACCAAACAUGCAGUCUUGCUAUCUCUCCUCCGGGAUGUUGUGUGAUAAAUCAAGAAGAUUCAUUGAAACCUGUGGGACAGAACGUACAAUUGACAGUGUUAGUUGUAAACUGUACCCCACAGCAAGCUGUUGUCUGUGUUGCAGGAGGCGGCUGUGUUGAAAUGCUCCUCUACCUGAACAGACUUCUCACUAGACAAUACACGUACAACACAGGUGUGCGCAGAGCUUUUCCCUCGAGAAAACAUCCCGCCAUUUAUCCCCCACUCUCAACUGCACACCAGGAAGCCUGCCGAGGGGGCUGUUUGCAAGAGACAAGGUUUAAAGAGGAAACAUUAUUUUGCCUUAAAAGCUAUUCAGCACAGUCAGCACAGUUCAGACCUUCUCUGAAAGGGAGCCAGACCACCAAGGCUAUGGAGAAGAUUUUUUGGGGGUGGGGGUGGGGUGGGGUAGGUAAUAGGUUGUUGUCCAAAGCCUUAUUGUACAAAGAGACGUAGCUGGAUGUUUGCUUCUGCAGCAACAUCACCUUCAAUCAGCUGUGAGCACCAACCAGCAAACCGCUUCAUUGCUUCUCAUGCAAAUCAUGCCUUUAUAAAUUUCAUACAGUGAUUUAUAAAAGUGCUCUAAAAUUGUCCCAGUUCUGGAUAUUGCCAUAUAUUGAAUUUUGUCCUCAAUAAACUUCUUGUUUAGAAGCCCUCAAGUUG